CCACACGUCCAUAUCGUUGUCUCUAGAGCGCUCGCGACCGCUCCUGUGAAGGUCGGCAACCGGACGCUCUCUGCUAUACGUCAGCCUUGCUUUUUGUCGAGCUCUUAUCGAGCGCAUUGUUCGCGUGGUCCUGAUGACACAGCAUCACUUGAUCAGGCUCUUCGCCUUGUUCUUCCGGAAGAGUCGACGCCCAUAAAUCAUGAAUCUGGACCGAAGAAAAUCCCUCAUAGAUCCUACAUACUUUUAUUACCUAUAUUGUUCUUCUCAAGACAUCUACCUUCGCAUGUUGAGAAUCAUGCAACCUCGUCGAGGUGCUUGUGUAGGAAUCUCGUGAGAAAAGCACGGGAUUCUAACCAGAUGGCUCGCAAACUGUGCUAAUCAUGUCUUCUGGCCCUGUUGCAGCAUUUGGCUGUAUCGUCAGAAUGCCGUCCUCGCACGGUGGGAGAAGAUCUUCAAACACCCCCGCUCACGAUCCGGAAAUGAUUAACCAUGAUGAUUUUCCGAACUACAAGCUAUAUACUACUGAAUUCCCGGAGUCAAAGCGCGCUUAACGAUGAAGCAAUCCUGCUUAGCAUCAGGCUCAAACCUAGCGAUCAACACCGACCAUGCCUGUUGAGCCAUAUCUCCUCUGGGUAAACUCAAAGCCUGUCAAGUGCCCCGUCGACCUCUUCGAAAAGUGGUACACGACAGAACACGUACCUGAUUUGGUCAAGUCAGGAGCUGCCACGCGAGCAAUAUUCUAUCGCGAGACGCUAGACUUUCCUGGCUCAACUAGGCAACACCACGAAAGGCAAUGGCUGGGCGUCGAUCAGGAGCAACCAUUGGAGCCUUUGCCGUAUCUCGCAUCGUACCGGACGAAGUACAAGGAGGCUUUGAAGAGCAAAGAGUACCUCAAGAUUCCCGUCGUCAGCGACAUGUUGCCUUGGGAGUCAAAAUUGCACGCUGAGAGCGGGCUUUUCGAUGCCAGAAACUGGGAGUUGAUCCAGGACUACGACCCAGACAGCGUCGGAGAGGUCCCCCCCAAGUUCAUCGUGACCGUCGAAUGUGAGCCCUCGGACGAAGAUGACUACAACGCCUGGUACGAACAAGAACACCUAGACAUUCUCCACAAAAUACCGGGAUAUCGACGCUCCCAACGCUACAGGCUAGGCCCGCGUGUGGACGGGGUAACCAGAGGACAACCACCGAACUAUGUCGCUAUACAUGAGACCGAUGAUAUCCAGCAAUUCUUUCAAGGACCGGAAUUCGAUGCAGCGUGGAGUGAGUGGACGAAGCGCGUUGUGAGCAAUGCGAAAGUUUUUGUAGUGAGAGCGUGGGAGACUUUGCAUCCUGAAGGAUAUUGACCUAAAAGUAUGACCACGAGCAUCGCUGAGAUCGUUGAUUGAAAGAUUUUCGGUCUCCGUUAUUACUUAAUAUGGUAAAAUCGGGAAAGCUGAUUAAUGCCACGCUCGGUUGACAUUCAGCCAGCAAGCGCUGAUGGAGUUGCUCAACCGUGCCAAGCAGCUAGAGAGUACAUACACCCUCAAUCAUAAAG
This is a messenger RNA of Verruconis gallopava, 1534 nucleotides long. RefSeq lists its product as uncharacterized. Bases 606 to 1343 code for a protein of 245 amino acids. The record is from RefSeq and is a predicted model, not a curated record. The transcript is spliced from 2 exons. NCBI's taxonomy places the organism in Eukaryota, Fungi, Ascomycota, Dothideomycetes, Venturiales, Sympoventuriaceae.